ACGGAAGUAGCGUCAGACAUUUCGUCGUCACGUCACGUCAAAUUUUUGCCCCAGCGCUGUACAGCUGGCAAAACAAUUCGCACAAACCAUUUUAAUGAUAAACUACAAUGAGCACCAGAAUCAAAAUAUAGACAGUACCAUCGUGACAUUCUAGCCGCUGACCUUUGUUAUCAUAUUCUUGAACCUGUUAGUCCAAAACAAUGUCGGCAUCACAAGGAAGCACAAACACGAAUACGGAACCAUGGGGUAGUUUUGAUGACAACAUUAUCCAGGGCAGUGGUUCAGCAGUGAUAGACAUGGAGAAUAUGGAUGACACCUCUGGUUCCAGCUUUGAGGAUAUGGGGGAGAUGCAUCAGCGUAUGAAGGAGGAGGAGGAGGUGACCGAAGAGGCAGCAGCUACGGAGGAGGACAACGGAGAAUAUGGAGACUUCCUCGGGAUGAAGGGCUUGAAGGGACAGUUGGGCAGACAGGUUGCUGAUGAGGUAUGGCAGGCAGGAAAGAGACAGGCCUCAAAAGCUUUUAAUCUCUAUGCCAAUAUUGACAUUCUGCGGCCGUACUUUGAUGUGGAGCCUAAUCAAGUCAGAAACAGGUUGGUUGAAUCCUUGAUCCCAGUCCGAAUGAUCAACUUUCCACAGAAAGUUGCUGGAGAGCUGUAUGGACCAAUGAUGCUGGUGUUCACAAUGGUGGCUAUUCUGCUUCAUGGCAUGAAGACAUCAGGAACCGUCAUUAGAGAGGGUACGCUGAUGGGAACUGCCAUUGGAACGUGUUUUGGAUACUGGCUAGGAGUGUCCUCCUUCAUCUAUUUCCUUGCUUACCUGUGCAACGCUCAGAUUACCAUGCUGCAGAUGUUGUCUUUGCUGGGUUAUGGUCUCUUUGGCCACUGUGUGGUCCUGUUCAUCACUUACAAUGUCCACUUCCACUCGCUCUUCUACAUUCUCUGGCUGGUGAUUGGAGGACUCUCUACUCUACGCAUGGUGGCUGUGCUGAUUUCCCGUACUGUUGGUCAGACACCUCGCCUCAUCCUGUGUGGAACCCUUGCUGCUCUUCACAUGCUCUUUCUGCUCUACCUGCACUUUGCUUACCAUAAGAUGGUUGAAGAUAUUCUGGAUACCUUGGAAGGAUUUAACAUGCCACCCAUCCAGAGAGUGGCCAGAGAUGUUCCCAUUGUUGCGAAUACUGUUGUAAAUGCCACCAUCAAGUCAAUAGCUGCAAUUGUACAGACACAGUGAUUAUAUAUAUUGGUCUUCUGGUUUGGUUACACAGUCCACUGAGGCUGGUGUACAUAUGUAGGGUCAGGGUAAAACAAAAUCAUGGGGCAGUCUCUGUUGAGCACCUUAGGCCUGAGCUCAGUUUGUAUCUCAUAUGUUGUUCCUGAUGCUGUCAGACAGACCUAAAAGGAUGCUCUUAGGUCAAGACAGCUUCACUUAAUUUUGGCUCAUAUUAUUAUGAGUCAACACUUUUGACACACUAUCCCAUUCACUCUAUGCUUGUCUUACUCGAUUUUGUUAAGGGUUUCAUACGACCUGCUAAUAUUAGAAUGGUUUAUUCAGAUUAUGUAAGGAUUCCUUAAGGAUGCUGAUACUAAUAAUUAUUCUUCAAAAACCCUGUUGACAUUAAAUGCAGCUGAAUGUUUGCACUCCGUGUGAGUGCACUGAUUGAACUGAUUGUCCUCACAAACUGUCUCGGUUACUGAGUGACAUCACACAACACUUCUGUUUUUAGAUCUUGUUGCAUAAUUGUUUUUUAGACAUUUUCACAGUUGUAAAGGAAGUCUUUAUCAAGGUUCAGUAGAGAAAUCUGUCUUGAUCCAAAGGCAAAGUGCAUAGAAAUAUAGAAAUGCAAUGAUAUUUUAUUUCCAAGAUGAGAAAGAUUGUUAUGGUGCAUGCAGUCUUUUUUUCCUAAUCCGUAUUUAACCAGCCAUUGUGGUGCAGUCUGAUUCCUGCUAUUUAAAGCUAUGGUUGGGGGUGAGGGUUUCCUGCUCUCUCAUUAUGUUGUCUUUUACAUGUGAGCUUCUUAUUUAAAGGGUUCUUGUAAAGAGAAAAUAAAGAAACGCUGUUGUCCUUA
This is a messenger RNA of Labeo rohita (rohu), 2064 nucleotides long. It is a transcript of the gene yipf3, whose product is annotated as Yip1 domain family, member 3. Gene Ontology annotation, cellular component: Golgi apparatus. Bases 201 to 1229 code for a protein of 342 amino acids. The transcript is spliced from 9 exons. NCBI's taxonomy places the organism in Eukaryota, Metazoa, Chordata, Actinopteri, Cypriniformes, Cyprinidae. The record is from RefSeq and is a predicted model, not a curated record.